AUGGAGACCUUACCAAACCAUCCACUAAUAGAAGUCACAAGUGAUGACGUCACAAAGGCGAGGGAAUUUUACGAAAUAAAUGACGUCACAAGGAUAAAACAAAGUUUAGAUACGAUUUAUGAGUGGUGCAAUAAGCAAGAUCAUUUGGUAAAUGCAUUGAAAGUUAUGGGUAAGAAUUCCUCAAUAGUUAACAAAAAAUCAGACCACAAUAAAGUUGCUGUGGCAAUUUUGUCUUUAACGGAUAUUGAAUUUAUCCAGAGGAUCGGUAGGAAACAUCAGUCAGGGACCACCAUGCAAUUUAUUACAGGUAGGAAUGAUGCCAUGGAACUGGCUCUGAAUAAGAGUGUUGAAACAUUAUAUGUGCCGCUCCCAAAGCUGCAUAAAGUAGAUCAGUCCAGAGUGAUGGUGACGCAGUUUCUCUCCGAAAAACUCGACGCGUUCAGCUUAUUGUCAUACUUUCGUUAUGCAUUCAUGAUCGGUGAAUACAGACUGCACUACGACUAUUGUCUAUCUGAACGAUAUAUAAUCGAUUUGACUAAUAUACAUGUCGGCCUUGUUACAAAAGUCAACCCAAUGGUGGUAAAAAAAGCAGAAGUGUUGUGUACGGAAGGUUUUGGAACUAAAAUAAAAGGCAUCCACCUAUUGAACGCACCACCAUUCGUCGAUAAAAUCGUAUUUCUAAUAAAACAAGGUUUGAAGGAAAAGGUUGCCAGUCGACUCCAUGUCCACAACUCCUACGCCGACCUACACAAACAUAUUCCUAAGGAAAUUCUUCCAAAAGACUUCGAUGGGGAUGGUCCAUCAUUAAUAAAAUUAGCAGAGCAAUGGAAAGAAACACUAAAAACUGAAGAAGCAAAGAAAAUAAUUAAAGACAUGGACCAGUUGGUGGCCGAUGAAUCUCGUAGAAGCUCAUCAAAAUUUAACGAGGAAUACUUAGGGAUGCCAGGGUCAUUUAGGAAAUUAAAUGUAGAUUAG
Molecule: messenger RNA, 975 nt
Organism: Pieris macdunnoughi
Lineage: Eukaryota; Metazoa; Arthropoda; Insecta; Lepidoptera; Pieridae
Source: the annotation of a GenBank genome assembly